Messenger RNA from Archocentrus centrarchus (flier cichlid), 6831 nucleotides. It is a transcript of the gene sh3tc2, whose product is annotated as SH3 domain and tetratricopeptide repeats 2. Gene Ontology annotation, biological process: regulation of ERBB signaling pathway; regulation of intracellular protein transport. The coding region runs from base 362 to 5188 and encodes 1608 amino acids. The transcript has 22 exons. Lineage: Eukaryota; Metazoa; Chordata; Actinopteri; Cichliformes; Cichlidae. Gene Ontology annotation, molecular function: protein binding. The record is from RefSeq and is a predicted model, not a curated record.
UGCAUAUUUUCACUGACACACACAACACAUAGGAAGGCUAUCACUGAGGCCUGCCUCCCCCUACACACUCAUACCAAUUGCAGAGAGUGCUUUGUGCAUUCACUGACUGGCUGAAGAGAGAGAGAGACUGGUGGGAGGGGGAAGAUGGAGACAGCAAGACACAGAAAUAUUAGAGAAAGAGAAGCAGACGGAUAGAGAAGAAGAAGUAAGAACUGGGGGACAUUAGAGACACAUCCUAACUGGUGGAAAGAUAGUGAGCAGGGCAGGAAGGAGAAUACAGAAAUAGAAAGGGAGCCGGGGGUUGUCCAGUAGAGAGGAAGCGAGCGAGUUGUUGUUAAAGAGGCUGAGGGGAACUGAUGGGAUGGCAUUGAUCUCUGGGAGCUGCCGACUCCUGGGCCAGAUGGCGUCUUGUUGCUGCAGACCUCUCCUCAACUCCUCCUGUUGCGGACCGCUCAUCAAACUCUGCCUCUCCUCAUUCACAGACAUCUCUCCUGCCGAGCUGGAUGCUCUAUGGAGGGAACCGCCAUAUACUCUUGGUGGAGCUAAUGAACACUUCUCAGGAAAUGACAUCAUGACUCAAGGUGCAGGUGAAGAGGAGGAUGGUGCAGUAGUGGAAUCAGGUGAAGGUGGGGUGGAGCCUGACAGCUACUGGAAGAAGAAGGAGGCCUUCCUUAGAGGAAGCACUGUGUCACUGGGAGACAAAUUCUCCUCAGAAAUUGUGCUGCUGUUCACUGGGCGAAGGCGCUCCAGCGCAGAUCCUGACCGGGCCCUACAGGAGGCGCUACGCACACGACUCCGAGUGGUAGAGAGCAACAGCCAGGAUGUCAUACAGCUCUUUAAAGACUUGUCUGCACGUCUGGUCUCUGUCCACGCUGAGAAGGACAGCUUUGUUCUCACAUUCAAAACUGUGGAGGAAAUCUGGAAGUUUUCAACUUACCUAGCAUUAGGCUAUGUGGCUCGUUGCCUGGAGAACUUCCUAUGUGAUCCGUCAUUCUGGCUGGACCCAGAGCUGCUCAGUGACUUGCAGAUCAGUGUGACAGUGGAUGAGGAGCAUCUAGCCACCCUGUACCUGGGACUCUUACUCCAGGAAGGAUCCUUCUUUGCUAAGGCACUAUUUGCAAGACUCAAGAACGAUGAGGAUGAGGAGCAGCUGUCAUUCCAAAAGAAUGACCUGCUGGUGGUGAGGGACACGGGGCAGGAUGACAUGUGGGAGGGCACCUUGCUUGCUACAGGAAACCACGGCAUGGUGCCAGUCAAUGCCAUGCAGCCCUUGCCAUACCCGUUCUAUCAGUGGUUCCUGAAGAAGUACCCAGUCCAUGCUGGAUGCUCAAAAACAGAAAAGGAACCAUUUGAACAUCCUAUCGUGACUGGCUCCUGUGUGGCAGUAGCUGACUACAGUCCAGUGGGACCAGAUGAGCUCCAGCUCAGCCAAGGUGACACUGUGGAGAUCCAAGGUCUGCUGCUCCGAGGCCUGGAUGUUUUCAUAGGAAGACACCCUUCGACGGGACGCAGUGGCUUCGUUCACAGAGCUCACGUGAAGCCUCUCAACACUACACCCCUAGAUGGACAAUUGGUCUUUCUGACCGAGGAGGAGAAGGCCAGCCUGACUCAGGUUAACCCUUGCAGCUCUGAGCCAAGUGACAGCAGCCUACUGGAAAGGCUUUUCUCAACUGACAUCAGCUCUGUGUACAGGCUAGAUAGACUGGAUGAGACCGACUUUAUGUACAUAAGGAAUCGGCCAAAACAUGAUCUCAAGGACCUCGCAAGCGCUCGUCAAAGCAUCAUGUCAGAGAGAAGUGGAGUCACAUCCACACACCAGUCGUCCCCUCGCCAAUCUCUCUCUCGCUCUCCACAUCUGUCCCUCUCUCACUCUCACAAUCUGCUGCCACGGGAGGGAGAGCGCCUAUCCUUCACUCUGGAUGACACAUUCAGAGAAAUGGACGAGUUUCAGGAAGAUCCACCUCUCUUCUUGGAAGAGAACAGCUGGGAUGGGGAGGAGUCUGAGAGCAGUGACCCUACACUGACUCUACUCAACAAAGAACACUUCCAGGAUGCCUUCUUGCACCUGUAUGACCUGCAGUAUUCCUUCCUGUGGGUGACCUUUAGUGGUAAGACUGAGGAUGAGCUGUCAGGACACCUCGAGAGUGUCAGAGAGUGUGCCAAGAGAAUGGGCAUGCACUGGGCACAUCGGCGCGCAUGCUUUCUCCUGGGGAGACUAUGUGCCAGGAAGCUAAAGCUAUCACAGGCGCGUGUGUACUACGAGGAGGCUCUGAGCGUUUGUGUGGACAGUUUCUCUGACGUUCCGCUCCUCAUUGCUCUCUUCACAAACCUCACUGCCAUUUAUCUGAAGCAACGCAUGACUGAUAAACUGCCCCAGACGCUGGAGAAGGCCAGCGCCCUGCUCCUCUGUCUUCCCUGUCAUUCCUUCACAUCCACGGAUGAAGUUGAACUGCUCAAGCUGCUCCUGAGGAGGUCGGUGGUAAUGGUGGACAAGCACCUGGAAGCUCGUGUCUGCUACCUCAUCUCAAGCCUCUUCCUGCUUCUCAGGAAGACUGAUGACGCUCUUCCUUUUGUCGAGCGACUCCAGUUUCUUUCGCUGACUCUCUCUGCCGCCGACGGGCCACCGAUAGCUCCUUUGGACCUCAGCUGGCUCUUGAGCUGGCUCUAUCACUGUAAAUACAUGCCUUACUUAGCACUUGCCUCGCUGAGCCUUGAUUCAAGACAAGACCAUUCCCUCCACGAUGCUUUCCAGAGGAUUGAGUUGUUUAUCAGGAACUCUGUUCGUUUGAACCCCUGCUGGAAGGAAGGAACCUCACUGCUCCCUGCUCAGAUCGUAGUUUACCUGCAGCAGACUCUGGCCAUAGCUGAGCAGGGGGGUGAUGUGAAAACCCAGAGAGACCUGUGUUUGGGCUUGGCCUCAGUUUACCAGCAGUAUGGUGCUCUUGAUAAAGCGGUGCACUGUGCUCAACAAGCCGUGGAGACAGGAGGCCAUAUCAAUGAGGAGGAAGGAUUUGAGGCAUCUGUGUUGCUUGGGUGGCUGCUGGUGUUGACAGGCCAGGCUGAGAAGGCCCACAGUCUUCUACAACCACUGCUUACAUCACUACAGGGAACAGACAGUCCCACUCAGCGUGGUGUGAUCCAUAACCUAUUGGCUUUGUGUCUGAGGCGUCAGGGUCGCAUCCCAGAGGCAGGCUGGCAUUUCCACUCUGCCUUAGAAAUCUCCAGAGAAAAUGGAAAUCAAAGGAAUCAGGCCCUGGCUCUGGCCAACCUGGGCUGUCUGGCACUGGAUGUGGGGGCAUCUUUGAUUGCAGAAGGCUUCCUAGUCAGAUCCCUGUGCCUUUUUUGGGAGCUCCGGGAAAGCCCGACAGAUGAGGAGCAUGUACAAACCUACCUAUGGCUGGGGCGGAGCUACAAAGACAGGGGGCGGAGUCAAGACAUCAGGGCAUGUUAUGAAAUUGGGUUAUUAAUUGGACUACAUGCCAAAAACUUGCACAGUCAGAUGGUGGUGGCCAAGGUGCUGAGCCGGCUCUAUGCUGACAUGCUGCUUUAUGGUCAGAGUAUCGUCUACUAUGAGCACUGUGUGUCAGUAUCCAGAGCGCUGAAGGACAAGAGACUGGAGGGAGAAUAUCUGGAAAAGCUCAGUAGCCUCUACCUCUCCCUCAACGAUGAGAGGUCGUCUCGCAAAUCUCUUGACUACACCAAGCAGAGCCUGAGAAUUUCUAUUGAUUUGGGAAAGAGAGAGGAAGAGUCGGAGACCUGGCUACAGGUUGGACGCAUCUAUUACCUCGUCUAUGAGGAUGAGCUGGCUGAUAUGUAUUUACAGGCAGCAGUAAAGACAGCCCUAAAGAUGAAUGAUCCUCACUUUGCUAUGAGCAUCUAUGAGGAGGCAGGAGAUGUUUACUUUAAAGGUCACAGGAACCGGAUGGCUUCACUGCCUUUCUACAGGGAUGGUAGUCUGCCAUUUGCACGGAGCAUCAAUGAUGUCCACUCGGAAUUCCGAUUGUUAAGUAAACUCACAGACCUGCUGAUGAAUGAAAGAGAGCAGGAGGAGGCUCUGCAGUAUGCAACACUGGCUGUCCAGAUUGCCAGCAAAACAGGAGUACAAGUGAAUGAGAGGAGCGCCUACCAUCGGCUAGCUACAGUUUAUUACAGCCUGGAGCAGUACGAGAUGGCAGAAAACUACUAUCUCAAGUCGUUGUCACUGUGUCCGCCUGUCCUACAGCACCCUGGGGAGACUCGCUACUACACCAAGGUCUACUGCAGACUGGGAGACCUCACUCUACACAAACUCAAGGAUGCUUUUGAUGCAGUGGGCUACUUCCAGCUGGCUCUGGCAGCAGCACUUGAGGACCAAGCUAACCCCGAGGCUCUCUAUGUGGUGUACAUGAAGCUGGCCGAGAUCCAUGGCAACCACAUGCCCGAUGCUCAGCUGUGCCAAGUUUACAGAGACAGCGCUCAGAGUCUGAAGAGAGUUUUGGCUGGAGUAGAAGGCACUGCUGUUGGACAGGAAAACAAAGAUGAUGCAGAUAGAGAAGCUGCCCAAAAACAGGAAAGGAACUUGGAUGCUGAUAUGGGAUAUGCGAAGUGUUUGGUUAAGACAAACUCAGUUUUUGAUUCUAUACCUGAAGGUGUCGUGAAUGAAGAUGACUCGACUCCAAGAACUCGUAGGAUGCUUGUGAAAUCAGAUGACAGAUGCACAGACACUAAUCUUAAAUUAGAUGCUAAUGGGAAAACUCACCAUUACUAUCUUCCUGACUCAGUGGAUGUGUCUGGCUCUGAGACAGAUACCAUCGCCAGUCAGUCAUAUAGUGACAGUGUUUUGACUGAGUCCUUUGAUACAGCUAAGGAGGACAUAUCAGACUCCAGCAGCUCUACUGACACUUUACAAGCUUACCUAAAGCCCCUUGAACACAACAUUCCCAGUCAAAUACCUGUUAAUCACACAAGUGACAUCACAGGACACACGCAGACCAAAGACGAUGAUUCUUAUACUCAGGAUGACGAUAACACCCUCACUAAUGAGACUCGCGGAUCUCCGGUUCAAACGGAGGCUGGUACUGACCAGAAAGAGCGUGUUGUUAUAAACACUGAUGAAUCUGUAAGCCAGGACAAAGAUUUCAACCACGCAAAGAGAAAUGGAUCUGAGACUGGUGACGCACACGGUGAAAGCACAGACAGCGACACAUAGUUUUUCUCCCCGUGGCACUUUAUGGAUCUCACUGACUUUUCCUUCGUCUGGUCGUGUGUCUCUUGGCAAGAAAACUGAUUGCGACAUUCCAGCCGCAGGGCACAAAACCAAAUGUUGAUAUUGUAAAUGUGAGACAUUUUGCUUAUUUGGAGCAUGUACAUUUUUGUGCAAUGUAAAAUGGGGUUAUUACAGUGCACUGUGCUUAUAAAAUGUAUGUUUUGUACAUUUUUUUUUUAUAUCUCUGGUAGAUAUGACACAAACAUAAAAGGUGUUAUUUUGUUUGACUGUUGAUUUUAUGUGGUUGUCCAUUCAAAUAAGGGAGGAAUAUGUGACCCUGACAUGCAGAGUAAUGCGUGGUUCAAUAAGAAACCGCAACAUAUAUAAAACACAAAUACAUUUACAAGAAAACAGCACAUUUUUAUAUUUUUUUAAUAGCUACUGCUCUAAUGUUUGCCAGUAUUGAUGAUUCUUUGUGGUUGCCGUAGGUGUGGAUUUCUGGGGGACCACAGAGGACUCCAAAAAAAAUCAUUCAAAAACACAGAUACGUGUGGCAUGUUGCACAUGUGCAGAAAGUUUUGACUAUAAGCAGAACUAUGUCUGAGCUUUUAAAAUCUAGGGUUAUAUAGAUUCAUCUACGAGCAGGUGACAUGUGCACAUUUCAGCAACUUACUUCCCCAAAUGGAAGCCAACAGCCAGCCAAUAGCAGAAAUCUGUUACAGGUUCUCACAUCUGAAACCAGGCAAACAGAAGAGGAAAUGAUAUGAGCACAUGUAUUUGAAAGGGGUCCAGAAUGCUCAGGAGCUUCCCUUCAGUGUGUAUGUAGAGGUGUGUGUGUGUGUCUAUACACAAACACACACAGAUCAAGCGUAACAUUAUGACCAACUGCCUGACCUGACCUGUCAAGGCAUGGACUCCACUAGACCCCUGAAGGUGUGCUGUGGUAUCUGGCACCAAGAUGUUAAUAACAGAUUCUAUAAGUCAUGUAAGUUGCGAAGUGGGGCCUCCAUGGAUCGGACUUGUCCAUCCCACAGAUGCUCAGCUGGAUUGAAAUCUAGAGGCCUUGUCAGCACCUCAAACUGAGCCAUUUUUGCUUUGUGGCAGGGUGCGUUUCCAUGAAAGGGUGUACACGAUCCGCAGCAAUGCUCAUGUGCCCAUUGUUGGCGCUUUCAGCGGGUGACAGGUCAGCAUGAGUGCCCUGACUGCAUUAACUCUUUUGGCAAUUUGAGCUACAGCAGCUCAUCUGUUGGAUUGGACCACACGGGCCAGCCUUCGCUCCCCACCUGCAUCAGUGAGCCUUGGCUGCCUGUGACCCUGUCUCUGGUUCAACACUGUUCCUUCCUUCAAAUCCUUACGCUUGCCUAUUUUUCCUGCUUCUAACACAUCAACUUUAAGGACAAAGUGUUUACUUGCUCCCUAAUACAUCCCACUCACUAACGGGUGCCACAGUGAAGAGAUUAUCAGUGUCAUUCACUUCACCAGUCAGUGCUCAUAAUGUUAUGCUUGAUCGGCGUGUCUGGUUUUUUUUUUUGGUUUUUUUUAUUGUUUCUUUGUUUAUUAAUUUUGUGUUCUUAAUUAAACGUAUGUCUAUUCUGUAUAUUUGUAUAAUGGAAAAUCCAAAAGUCGCAAUGAAAGAGAAAACAGGA